This is a messenger RNA of Rhizophagus irregularis DAOM 181602=DAOM 197198, 1161 nucleotides long. The record is from RefSeq and is a predicted model, not a curated record. NCBI's taxonomy places the organism in Eukaryota, Fungi, Glomeromycota, Glomeromycetes, Glomerales, Glomeraceae.
AUGACUAAUUCAAAUUCUGAAAACACAACGGUACAAGUGGUUAUCGUUCAUGGCGAUAAAAAACUUACAUUUAAUUUUGAUUAUGUAUUUGGUCCCGAAACACAACAGAGAGAUGUUUAUGAUAUUUCUGUCAGAAAUAUGGUAGAUAAAUUCUUGGAAGGGUUCAAUGUAACGAUUCUUGCUUAUGGUCAAACAUCAUCGGGUAAAACAUAUACGAUGGGAACGUCCGAUAGCGUAUCAUCAAUCCAAGAAUCACGUGGUAUCAUUCCACGUGCCUUACACACACUCUUCUCUUAUAUUAGUUCUGCGCAAUUUAAAUCUCGUAAAAUUACAAUGAAAGUAUCAUUUAUUGAAAUUUAUAAUGAAGAUUUAAACGAUUUAUUAAAUGAUACCGAUGAUGAUGAGAAUAAACCACAAUUAUUAAUUAGAGAAGAUUCAAAAGGUAAUAUAAUUUGGAGUGGAUUACAAGAAAUUAAAGUAAAUAGUGUAGAAGAAGUUAUGGGUCAUUUAGCACGUGGUUCAUUAAACAGACAAGUUGGAGCGACUGAUAUGAAUUCACAAUCUUCCCGAUCACAUGCUAUUUUUUCUGUAACUUUAUGUCAACAAAAACAAAUUUCUACAAACGGAAUUUCAAGUCCAACACCUCUUUCCCGUCCAUCAACUCCUUCAACUCCAACAAAACUUGGUUCUCCCCCUCCAAGAAGAUUAAGUAAAAUACUUGAUGAUGGUGAAUGGGUAACUGUUACAAGUAAAUUUAAUUUCGUUGAUUUGGCUGGUAGUGAAAGGCUCAAACGUACCGCAGUUUCUGGUGAUCGUGCAAAGGAGGGAAUCUCUAUAAAUUCUGGUCUACUCGCAUUAGGAAAUGUAAUUUCUGCUUUAGGUGAUCCUUCAAAAGCAAGGAAUACUACUCAUAUUCCUUAUCGUGAUUCUAAACUUACUAGAUUAUUACAAGAUUCUCUUGGUGGAAAUGCUCAAACUUUAAUGAUAGCUUGUGUUUCUCCUGCUGAAUAUAAUAUAAGUGAAACUAUUAAUACUUUAAAAUAUGCGAAUAGAGCUCGUAAUAUUAAAAAUUCUGCUAUCGUAAAUCAAGAAGAAGCUGAAAUACUCCUACUUUUGAUUCUUAUGGUCAUGGUAGAAGACCUUCUUCUUCUCUUAGUAUAA